Messenger RNA from Dermacentor silvarum, 5958 nucleotides. Its product is annotated as GRIP and coiled-coil domain-containing protein 2-like. NCBI's taxonomy places the organism in Eukaryota, Metazoa, Arthropoda, Arachnida, Ixodida, Ixodidae. The coding region runs from base 166 to 5853 and encodes 1895 amino acids. The transcript has 21 exons. The record is from RefSeq and is a predicted model, not a curated record.
CAAUUAGCGCAGAAGAAAAAGUGGUUGUUUCCUUGUAAACCUUACACGCGCUCACGCGAAGCGUCGUCUCGAGCAGCUCGGAACGUACGGGGCGGCAGCUGUGCUGCUGGAUCUGUGGACGUGGUUUUCGACAUCUUGGACUCGGGCUCCUAUUUAUGGAUAGACAUGGAAAGUUCUCAGGAACCACGCGCUGAGACUUCAAAGAAACAAACGGUGGACGAGGCUACUAGAGAAGACCUGAUCAAGCAGGUGAAGCGUCAGCUUGCUAUACUUCAGAAAGCUAAGGCAAAGUGUGACGAUCUUGGCAGGAAGUGUCAGGAGAAGGACAAGGUCAUUGGGCAGCUGCGUAGUCAGUGCGAGACAUAUGAGCAGGACCAGGCGGAACUGGGGGAGCUGCGCCAGGCAUACCAGUCACUGCAAGAAGCGCAGGAGAAACAGUUUGACUCAUUUAAGGUCUUGGAGGAGCAGCUAGCCACUUCUAAUGAGGAUCUAGUCAAGUGGCGUCAUAAGUACCAGGAAUGCCUGGAGAAAUUGGAGUGCACAGAGUCAAAGAUGGCCACUCUCACCCAAGGUACAGAGUUCCUUCAACAAGAGCUAUCUUGGCUUGAAGCUGAAAACCAGGCAGCCAACUCCAAGGUUGACGAGCUGUCCCAUUCACAGAAGCAGUUGCAGGAAGAGCGGAUCAUUCUGCAACAACAGCUGGAUAUACUUAAGCAAGAUAAAUGCCAAGAAGCUGCUGGUUCAGAGGCCACGCUGGAAAUGUCGCAGAGCCACAUGAAGCAGAAAAUUGAGGAACUGCUGUCCCAAUGCAGUGUCCUAAUGCAAGAGCGUGAUGUGUGCAACUUGGCUCGGGAGGCUCUGGUACAGCAAGCAGAGAAUGCCAAUGAAGAGGCAGCCAAUCUUCGGCAGAAGAUCUCUGUGUUGUUGGAGGAACGGUCUUCGCUUGAGAAUCAACGGGAUGAGAAAAUGAACGAGUGCAACCUACUGCAAGAAGAGAAGCAUGGUCUGGAGAGGCAGGUGUCUGACCUGUAUCAAACAAAGGAGGACCUUGAGGCCAAGGAGAAGGAAUUUGCCAAGAUACUGGACGACAACAGCAGCCUUGAAAAACUGCUUGCUGAAGCUAUGAAUGAGAACACACAACUGCAGGAGAGUGUCAACAGCCUGCAAGUAAAACUUUAUGAGAAGGAAGCUGAGAAGCAGAGGCUCGCUGAUGAGCUAGAAACAGCAAAAAACUUGGCAUUCAGUGAAUCUCAACGAUUGGAGGAUGUCAUAAGAAACCUGGAGGACACACUUGCAAAUCAAAUUCAGAAGCGCCAAAAUGUGGAGCAUGCGUUAGAAGUUUCUCUUUGCCAGCAAAUUGAAUCGGAAAAGCUUAUUGAAAACUUGAAGGCUGCUUUUUUGCCUUGUUCACAGCAAGAGGAUGAAGUGGAUAUUGUCUGUACACCAACAAAGAGUUCAGAGCUUCUUGGCACCCAAGUGGCACUGACAAAGCAAGAAGAGGUUACUGAACAGGAGGAAAAGAGUGCAGUCACUAGUGUUGGAUAUUUAGAGGAGGCCUUGAAGAAAAUGCAAACGGAGAAGGCAGAUUUGGAGGAGGAACUUGCAAACAUCAAGAACACUGAUCAGCAACUUUUUGAAGAACUUCAAACUUCCAUCAGUAAGGUUUCUUUGCUGGAGAAAGAGCUUGAUCAGUCAUUUCAUGAAAAACAGAACAUUGUUGAUGAACUCUGCCAAGUAAAGGAUCUUCAAAGGUUCCUGGAAGAUGAAGCAACGGAACUUCAGCAAGAAUGUGAGAAGUUGAAAGCUCAGUCAGGGCGCCUGGAGGCUGAUCUUGAUAAUGACAGGUUGCACAUUCAGAAACUCGAGCAUGAGCUGGAAGCUGCAGAGUGCAGGGACCAGCAGUCAUUUCGAGAAAUGGAGAUGUUGCGCCUGCAGCUGAAGGAUCUGGCCUUGCAUGCCUUGAAGUACCAAGAGGCAUUUCGGGACUGCACUCCUGGCAAUAUGGAGCCGCACGUCUUGUUAAAAGCAUUUCAUCGAAUCUGCCAGCUCAUUCUGGAAGCAGCUGAGCAAAAUUUGGUGGAUAUUCAAGUGGAAGGCCUGCUGCCAGGAAUGGGGGCCACACUUGUGCUGAAUGAUUUUAGUGAUGAUCGUGGGGCUGUCGUUGAAAAACCUGGAGAGGACAAUGAAGGUGCAGUUUCUGCUGAAGCCUAUGAGCGCCUCAAAAGUGAAAUGGAAAGAGUACAGGAACAACUGCAUGAAAACAUCAGGGCAGUAGACCUUCUUCAGUUUGAGAAGCGAGCUAUAGAAGAGGAACUGGGGCUUGAGAAAAGCAGGAAAGACUGCUUAAACAAAGAGCUUACUGCAUCUGCACAUCAAAUUGGCUUGCUGGAAGGGAAAAUAGCUGACAUGGAAUCUGAAUUCCAAGCCCGACUUUCAGAUCUUUUUGAGUUGGAAGAAAAAAGGAGGGAGCUUAAAGAAAAAGAUCUGUUCCUUGAAGAUGUUCUUGAACAGGUUAUAGCACUCAGGGAAGACUAUGAAGUCCUCGAAGGCCUACAGCAGGAGAAUGCUGGACUUCUGGAUGAGUUGUGUGUGUGCGACUCUUGUAGGAAAACCAUUUCAGGAGCUAAAAAAAAUUUAAUUGCAUUGCUGGAACAAUACAUGCAGUUAAGAGUGUGCUGGGAGAACUUGGAAUUAGACUUAAAAAGGGCUAAUCAUCGGAUAACACCACCAGAUCAGGAAGCACUGAACCUAGCUAUCCCUAACGAACAUUUGGAAACAGAGGGAAUUGGCACUGGCCAAGUGAUAACGGCUCCAGUACUUGAUGAAGGGGGGUGUGAAGAUGUUGAGAUCAGACGACGUUGCACAGACUUGCAAAGUGGAGUGGAAGGCGCAAGAGACAUAGACAGACAUUUGUCUGAAUAUUGCUCAUCUCAAAGAGCACACUUGCUGACCAGUACGAAAACACAGGAAAGAAUUUGUGAAGAAGUUUCUAAGCUUAAAGCAGAACUACAGGGAAAAUCUAAGCUCCUUGACCAAAUUCAUGGCAAGCUAGAUGACCAGUUAGAGCAAUCUGAAAAACUAGAGGCAUUGCUGAUAGACAAGGACAAGGAUUUGCAAGAGUGCAAAAACAAUGUUUUGAAGAAAGACUCUGAAUUAGCACGUUUGACAAAUGAAUUGUCCCACCUGAAGGACCAACUGAUCUUUUAUGAGGAAGAAUGUGCCAGAUUGUGUGCUGUUUUUCAGCCUGAAUCUAGUAAUGAAGCUGGCAUGCAGCGUGAUAUGCUCCGUGAAUGGUACAGGGCACACAGAACCAUGCUGAAACUUUUGUCUCAGCUUAUUGUGCAUGCUUCAAGGCAGCAACAUCCAAAAGUCUUGUCAGAUGGAAAUGGCGACUCAGAUGUGCUCUCAGAAGCAAGAUGCCUGCAUGCCAUCGUGUCAGAAAAAUUGGAGUCUGUUUCUUUUGAAGAAGAAGAGCCUUCUCCAUCACUGCCUUGUGUUAUCUCAAGAGCACUGUGCGAAGAUUUGGUUACUGAGUUGGCUCUUAUAAAGAGCUUUGGGCACAUGCUGGACACUCUUUCUGUUGAUGAGCCCAAAAUUCCUCUAAUAAAGCCUCAAGCUGAACCUGAAGUGGAGGUGCAACGAAGCGACAAAGAGAUAGCCUAUCUGCAGAGCUCAGUUCAGGAAAAAGAAGAUAAGCUGAAGAAAUAUAAAGACAAGAUCGUGAAGCUGCAGAGAGAAGUUGCAGACAAGAAUGAACAGGUGAACUUCAUGGAAAGAGAGUUGUCUGGCAUGAAGGAGGAACUUGAAAAAAAUACUGAAGCAUUUAAACACUCUGUACAGAACUUCCAGAGUCUUCAGAAUGAAUAUGAUAACCUGCAAGACCAAAAUGAAGCCACAAGGUCAUUGUGCAAGGAGCUGGAGGACAAGCUGGCAUCUGCUGUCAGUGACCUGGCUGCAGCUAAAUUUGCACUUGCUGAUGCCUCCACAGAAAACGACGCGCUGAAGCAAAAAAACGAAAUGCUCAUUUUAGAGGUAAAGGCUUGGGAGCAGUGCAUGGCAGAACUGGAGGGCAAGCUGACCUCAGUGGAGUCUCAAGCUAGUAGUGCUAAGGACCAAAAAGAGAAGUUGCUGUGCUACAUCAAGGUCGUGGAGGAACAGGCCUCGGAGGCCAAUAAGCAAUUGCUUGCUGAAAAGGAGCAGCAUGCUAGGACUGCCGCGGAACUGCAGAGAGUGGAGAAGGAGUAUAAAAAGUACGCUCUUCUGCAGCUGGAGAUCAACGACUAUGAGAAUAGUGUAAAAGAUUUGAACAAGGAGUUGAAUGAGAAAAAUGAUGAGCUGGACAUUACUAGGAAAGAGUCGUUGGCUUACCAGUCCAAAAUUGCCAACCUUAUUGAGCAAAUUGAAGGAACACUCAAGCAUAUAAAUUACAUCGGAGCUAGUGCAAGUUUCCUGGAGAACCAGAAAAAAGCAGAUGAUGAGCGGCAACUGGCCUACAAGGAAACCAUAGCCAACUUGAAAGAGGAGCUGUCAAAGAGCAGGAAAUAUCAAGAAGAUUUGCUACAGGCUAAGGUGAGGCUUGAGUCUGAAGUCAAAGCAGCCCAGCUGAGGGAGGAGGAGUUGAAGUCGCAGUGUGAAACAACCUCUAAGCAGAUCGUGGCACUUGAAGACAACCUUCAACAAGUGCAAGAGAGGCAUCGACAAACUGUGAGAGCAUUAGAUGCUAAGUGUGCAUCUCUCAAAAGGCAGUUGAGCGUUGCAAAGGCUGAGCUGGAAAACAAGAAUGUGGAAUUUGAAAACUACAAGGUGCGAGCUUACUCGGUGCUGAAGCAGCAAAGGGAAAACACAGCUCACACAGAUAGCAGAGAGCUGUCAGAUGUCCAGGAGAAGCUCCAGGCUACAAUAGAGCAGAUGAACCAGCAAAUCGAGGACCUGAAAACGCAACUGGAAAUGUCGCAGGCGGAUUCCAAGGCAAACCGUGAUGAGUGCGAUCGGCUGGCCCAGCAGCAUCAGUCCAUUGUCUCGAAGCUCGAGCAACAAGAACAUGAUUCAAAACGCAGGCUGGAAGAAGCGGUGAGGCAGAAGUCUGUAGAAAUGGAAGUCGAACUGGAGAAGCGAUUGCAGCAGCAGCAUGAGGACCUCUCCAAUAAAUACCAGAAGAAAUUAGCUACACUAGAGGAAGAGCACAAGCGCACUUUGGAGGCUCAUCUCGAGUCUGUUGAUGGGCUGAAGCGAGAAAUUGCCGAGAUGCAACAGAAGCUACCACAUCAGAGUUCACAACUUGAGGAAACAACUGUCAUCGACAUCAGCACGCUUGAGCGCCAACAAGGAGAGGGCUCAGAGUCCAUUUCACCAGUUCCUCCGAUCGCUGCAAAGACCUCUCCAUGGAACUUGGUUCCUGCAGGCGAUAUCAAACCUUUUGAGCAGCUUUUGGGAGAAAGCGACACCACGGCUGCUGGAGGAGAUGUACAGUUUCUACACGCAAAGGUCAGCGAUUCUGAGAAGAAGGUGGAGCAUUUGGUGGAGUUGCUGAACGAGUCGGAAUCCAGCAACCUCCGACUCAGUGAGCAAGUGCGAGUGCUCAAGGAAGAGAUUAGACGGCUUGAGCGAAACCAAGAGCGACAAAAACACAAUAACAUGGAGUACUUGAAAAACAUUUUCAUGAAGUUUGUGACAUUACGUGGUGGCAGUGAGAAGGAGCGGCUGGUUCCAGUCCUAACAACGAUGCUGAAGCUCAGUCCUCAAGAAAAAAAGGAGCUUCAGGCUGUUGUGACCGGGGAGACAGGACAGCAGGAGCCAAAUGGUGCUUCUGGUUGGGGUGGCUACCUACCUCGGUGGACUGGCUUUGUUGGAUAACAGCUGAGCACAGGCAGUCGUGCAUGUAAAAAAUUGUGUACUAUAGUGCCAGGACAAAAUGUACAGUGCAUACUAACGCUACCAAAUAAAUGAUUCAUAACUGUG